AUGGAGGUGUUUCUUUCCAAGAUCACCCACCAGGCCAUGAACUAUGCCAUUCGAUCUGGCAUCAGUAUAACCGCGACAUAUGCAAUCCAACAAUCGACUAGGUUGCUUAAAAAUGUUGGAGGCACCGAAAGAACAGAACUACUGGCUCUACAGAAGAGACUACAGAGCAAGAUUACGGUCAUAUCGCCUGCGAUAGAUAUGAUUGAAUUGAUAGCUGCUAGAGGGAACACGUCACUUGAAUCGGCUGUUUCCUUAACUAAAGCAAUAAGACACGACAUACAGUCACUUGCACGACGACUAGAAAAGGCAGCGUCAGCGGAGGAACUAGCUCACAGAGGGGCACUAUCAUCCAAAGCACGAGCCCAGAACGAGAUCGAGAUCAAACAUAUUAUCUCUGAUAUCCGCAAGGUGCUAGAAAAAAUCGAAGAUGCGGUACCGCUGAUGAAUUUGGCAAUCACAACAUCUGGCGCCAGGCUAUCUACGACUCUACCAUCCACGGUGUCACCAUCACGUUUGCUACAGGCCAGCACGUUUCUGAGUGCUUGUGAUACACAAUACUCCAUCCAACCCUCUAGAGCGGUACAAGUCGGCCCGACCUUUACACUAUCAGUGUACAUGCUCUUCAGCGGCCAUAUAAGGCAUUUUGAUGAGGAGAAUAUCCGAGAAACGACAUGGAAGGAAGUCAUACACAAAGCUCGAGUAAAACUCAGACGAGUUCCCAUGGACGUCUUUGCGGAUCCAUCAAACCAGAAACUGAGAAAUUCCGAUCUUCCUGCCACUGGAAGGGUAGACGAAUUCGCCUAUCAGAUUGUCAUUGUGGAGGAUCUAGAUGACGGCAGAGUGCACAAUUUCGAGGAAGGUGAAGCGCAGCCUGAAUCCUACGAAGGAGUCAAACUUGCUGGUCUUCGAGAAAUCGUCCCUGUUCAUCAAAUAUCCAAGAUCUUCUACGCGGACACCGGUAAGAUGCUCAACAUUGGAAAUGAAGGUGAAGCGAACAGUCCGGUCCUCUUGCUCAAGCGAGAUGUCAAUGCUAUUCCACCACGUCGAAUGCUUGACAGGAACGAAACGAUGUACAGCGAGCUUAGUGAAGAGACCCUAGAAGAGGAACCAGAGGAAAGUCAAGCAGCACGAGAUGAAAUACAAGCUCAACUCGAUGCGCAAUUAAACACCGCGCAACCAGAGGAAGAGGAGUUAAGUUACUUUGAGUCUUUGUCAGAACGCCAUAUACCUGCCCCUUGGCGUCUGCCACCUGGACUGGAUCCGGAGUGGGUAGCCUUUGAAGUGCAUCAGGAGGAAGACAAAGAUGACGAAACAGAUACCGACGAUGAAGAAGAAACCCCAAGCACUGGCGAUGCUACAUCUCGCAUGGCAAAUUUGAACCUUGAUGACAAAAAAGGUCCUUCGUCACAACAAAUAUCAUUUUCAUCUUCCCAUGACCUCUCUGCAUCGACCGCCUCCAACCCACUUUUUCACAAUAUCCGCACUUCGCUAUCUCUCCUCGAAACCCUCCUUCGUCUCACAUCUCUGCAACAAUUCCAACAACAAUCGCAUCUCUCAAUUACCGACGAACUCCUCAACUUCUUCCUCGAAGAAUCCUCCACCACCGGUGCGGGAGGCGACGAACAACACCGACAGCGCGUACGCACCGAAGCCCGGCGGAAAGUAGGCUGGGAUCCGUACGAUGAGUCGCCACUCAAGCCUCGCGGGGAAGAUUAUCAGUAUCAGUACAACGAUGAUGAACAUUGGACGCCAACGGGAACUCCAGCACGGCAUGCGUAUCGAGAGACAAGUGUUGACCCUGCAUCGCCUAGUAUAUCGGAAGAGCGGUAUCAGACACGGUCGUCGCGAGAGCAAACGCCGCCAUUGUCGUCGCCGGGUCUGCCACGGCAAAUGUCCCGACAGGCGGCACCUACAGGUGGGAGAAGGGGCGGUUUGCCUAAAGUCUCACCGUUGUCUAGGCGGCCAACUACAGCGCUUACAGAUGAGGGGUUAGGAACGAGUCCUGGCGCUGGGCAGGGGUCUGCAACAAAGUAG
This is a messenger RNA of Talaromyces marneffei, 2034 nucleotides long. RefSeq lists its product as uncharacterized. The coding region runs from base 1 to 2034 and encodes 677 amino acids. The record is from RefSeq and is a predicted model, not a curated record. Lineage: Eukaryota; Fungi; Ascomycota; Eurotiomycetes; Eurotiales; Trichocomaceae. The transcript has 5 exons. Gene Ontology annotation, molecular function: GTPase regulator activity. Gene Ontology annotation, cellular component: nucleus; cytoplasm.